GACUCCGACCGCGGCGCGCAGUGUCUUAUGAAGACUCAACGCGUCGCUCAAUACUCUUCAAGCGCACCAUGUGCAUACGUCGAACUUAUUUGACGCAUCGCAAGCGGCCUGCCGGAUAGUGACACCCGCGCGCCUGGUCCCCAGAUCUACAGAGACCCACCAUGACGCUACCCUUUAACCAGGAAUCAUGGAUUUGGUACACUUGCGCAAUCUGCAUGAUUGCAGCCAGAAUCAUCUCCAGGAAAAUCCACCUCGGCUCAAUCAGGCGCCUGCAGUACGAUGAUUGGAUCAUGGGGCUCUUCGUCACUACCGCCAUCACUGCGUUGAUCGUGUGCUCCAACAGAUAUGUCAGGGCACAGUCAAACCUCCUUCCGCCCGGAUUCGACGUUGGCUCUCUCACGGCACAUGAUCUUGAGCGCCGUCGAUAUGGCAGCAAACUUGUGAUGGUCGUGGAACAGACUCAGAUCGCUGUGAUCUGGGCAUGUAAAGCCACCCUGUUGAUCAUGUACAACCGCCUAACCAGGACUGCACUCCACAACGAGAAUCUUGCUAUCAAACUCCUCUCCGCAUAUGUCGCGCUCGGCUUUGUUGUGAUGGAGAUACUUUAUUUCACAGCAUGGUGUCGCCCCGUCUCACAGUACUGGGCCGUUCCCGAGCCGACUUCGUCCCAAUGCAACGCAUUGAUAAACCAUCGCAUCACCAAAGCCGUCUUCAACCUAUCGUCAGAUAUCAUCAUGCUCGUCAUAGCAUUGCAGAUGCUGAUCCGCUCUUUACUGCCGAUGAAGAGAAAGGUUAUUCUUUGUGGCAUCUUCUCGUUGGGAAUCUUCGUCAUCAUCGCAAGUAUGCUGAACAGUUAUUACUCAUUCAAGAAUCCGUACAAGCAGACAUGGAUCUUCUGGUACGUCCGCGAGUCGUCGACGGCAAUACUGGUCGCAAAUCUGCCAUACACGUGGACCAUAUUGCGUGAACUGUUCGAUCUCGAAAAUUUCGACGAAAACAGCCCGCCAGCAUGGACUUUUCACUCUGCUCGUACUGCUAAAGGACGGAGAACCACGCAGUCUCUCAGUCGCUCCACCAACCAGGGCACAGCUAAUCGAUCAGCGGCGCUCAGCAAAGGAAGUCACGGCACACAAGCCAUGACGCUCGUCGAUUCAAUGAGCCCACUCAGACAAUAUGGACGCUCGCGAGGAGACAGUCCGCAGGACAUUGCUAUCGAUUUCAAUUUCAAAGAUGAAGCGAUUCACCCUCAUGAUUUCGCAACCAUCACCUCGCCACCUGUAGAUCUCGAGCAUGGCUUCACACACGAUACAAGCCGCCGACCGCAACCGAGAAUCACAGAAGACGGCACUGGUGGAUUCUACUUCAACGAUCGCCCCAUCUCACCGCCGUCGCGCGCAUACUUCGCCCCCAGCAAGCACCGAUCGCAGGCCGACAAGUCCGUCACCCAGCUUCACCAGUCUGGAUAG
Parastagonospora nodorum SN15 is the source of this 1466-nucleotide messenger RNA. RefSeq lists its product as hypothetical. The transcript has 3 exons. Bases 162 to 1466 code for a protein of 434 amino acids. The record is from RefSeq and is a predicted model, not a curated record. Lineage: Eukaryota; Fungi; Ascomycota; Dothideomycetes; Pleosporales; Phaeosphaeriaceae.